Molecule: messenger RNA, 328 nt
Organism: Striga asiatica
Lineage: Eukaryota; Viridiplantae; Streptophyta; Magnoliopsida; Lamiales; Orobanchaceae
Source: the annotation of a GenBank genome assembly
GCUGAUGCUAUGCUUCAAAAACUUGAGAAAGAAAAUCGAUGAUGUGGAUGCAAAAAUUGGUGACAUACUCUUGACAGAGCGAAGUUGUGCUCCUAUCCCCAAAAUCAUACACAUAAACCAGCCGGCCCUUUUUGUUGGCAUAGUAUAUGCAAUUCGGUUUGCUUCCUCCGCCAAAGGCGGACCAACAGCAGAACCCAUUACCGCACGAGCCGAUGAAAACCGUCAUCCCAUCUAUUCGGUCGAGCUCCACGCACUCCCUCCUCUCCACAUCUACUCGGAAAACACGGAACACCAUGCCAUCAUCCUCCUUAUCCGCAUGGUAGCCAAA